Rotaria socialis is the source of this 243-nucleotide messenger RNA. The record is from the annotation of a GenBank genome assembly. Lineage: Eukaryota; Metazoa; Rotifera; Eurotatoria; Philodinida; Philodinidae.
AUGGCUCCAGCAACUGAACAUGAAAAUACAGAAAACAAUAAAGUAAUUCUAGGUGCUACAGGAGUCACUGAUUUACAAAUUGUUAAACAAGUAUUAGAACGAGACUAUCAAAUAACAGCACCUCUAAGAAUUAAUAAACCUUUUAUUGAAAAAAAGUCAAAACUUAGUGAAAAUCAUUAUUAUUUUCUUGAUCUAUCAACAGCAAAAUGUAGUUUGCUUUAUGUUAGAUAUAUUGAAAAAUAA